GCCUCCCAGCCUAGGCUCCUUUGUUCUUCCAACAAAGUGCUUAUAAAAGAUCAAGAACUUUUACAACAUGCCCAACAUUAACCACAGACCUGCAAAAUUCCACCACCACCACCACAACAACAGCAAUUCAGAAGCUAGCCAUGGUUCCUCAUGUCCCGAGCGACUCCGAGUCCGACGACGACCGACAACCGCCACCGACAACGCCGAGGCCGAGGCCGGGGCCGACGACGGUGCUGAGGCUGCCCCGCAGGCAGAGAUCGCUCCACAGGCUCCUCGGCGGCCAGAAAGUGGCGGACGUGGUGCUGUGGAGGGAUAGGAACCGGUCGGCGGCGAUCCUGGCCGGGGCGACGGCGGCGUGGUUCCUCUUCGACGUGGCCGAGUACAACGCCGUGACGCUGCUCUGCCACGCCGCGCUCCUCGGGAUGCUCCUCCUCUUCGCCUGCUCCAUCAUCGCGCCCCUCUUCGACAGGGCAGGGCCGCGUGUCCCGGAGGUGAUCGUGUCGGAGCAGGCCUUCAGGGAGGCGGCGCUGGCCGUGCACCGGAAGCUGGAGCGCUCCGUGGCCGUGCUCUACGACAUCGCCUGCGGGAAGGACCUCAAGAAGUUCCUCACGGUGAUCGGGUCUCUGUGGGUGUUGGCGAUCAUCGGGGACAACUGCAGCUUCACGACUCUGGUGUACGUGGUGUUUUUGUGUGCUCUGACCUUCCCGGCGUUGUACGAGAGGUACGAGACGGAAGUGGACCAUCUGGUGGCCAGGGGCGGCGAGGACCUCAAGAAGUUCUACCGGAGGGUGGACUCCGGUCUGCUCAACAAGAUACCGAGAGGCCCUGUCAAGAGAAGAGUUUACUAGGAGGUGUCUCGGCGCAAUGCAAUGCAAUGGAUGCAGAUGGGAAAUGGACUCGGGUGUCAUGUUUCUGUUUACAACUUACAAGUCGUGAGGAGAGAUGUUACAUUGCCUGUUAAACUGUUUGAUGUACAGGUGAUGGAAGUUAAUGAGAAUUGAGUGUUGCUCUUGGCUGCUCUAUUUGUUUUCAUAA
Messenger RNA from Brachypodium distachyon (stiff brome), 1035 nucleotides. Its product is annotated as reticulon-like protein B9. Bases 141 to 848 code for a protein of 235 amino acids. The transcript has 5 exons. NCBI's taxonomy places the organism in Eukaryota, Viridiplantae, Streptophyta, Magnoliopsida, Poales, Poaceae. The record is from RefSeq and is a predicted model, not a curated record.